UUUCAGUCCGGCACCACACAUUAUUCUGCGUACAAAACGAUUGAACACCAGAUUGCGCUUCAGUAUCUCCAGAUGAAAUGGCCGCUGCUCGAUGUCCAGGCAGGGAGCCUCCAGAGCAGACAAGCCCUCAAGGACGCCCGCUCGCCGUCGCCCGCGCACAUUGUUCAGAGCCCCCUCCCUUGCUGCACUCAGGGACAUGCCUGUCAGCACUUCUACCCCCCCUCAGACUUCACUGUCAGCACUCAAGUCUUCAGGGACAUGACAAGGAGCCGCUCCUUACAAAAGCUUGGGGAGCCCUGGUGUAUGGAGUCGAACAAAGUGCCUGUGGUGCAGCACCCGCACCACGUGCACCCGCUCACGCCGCUCAUCACCUACAGCAAUGAGCACUUCACCCCGGGAAACCCCCCUCCACACUUACCAGCAGACGUAGACCCCAAAACAGGAAUCCCACGGCCUCCACACCCUCCAGACAUAUCUCCGUAUUACCCACUAUCACCUGGCACCGUAGGACAAAUCCCCCAUCCGCUAGGAUGGUUAGUACCACAGCAAGGUCAACCAGUGUACCCAAUCACAACAGGAGGAUUCAGACACCCGUACCCCACAGCACUGACCGUCAACGCUUCCAUGUCCAGGUUCCCUCCCCACAUGGUCCCACCACAUCACACCCUCCACACGACCGGCAUCCCCCACCCGGCCAUAGUCACCCCAACAGUCAAACAGGAAUCCUCCCAGAGUGACGUCGGCUCGCUCCACAGCUCAAAGCAUCAGGACUCCAAAAAGGAGGAAGAAAAGAAGAAGCCCCACAUAAAGAAGCCCCUUAAUGCGUUCAUGUUGUAUAUGAAGGAGAUGAGGGCGAAGGUCGUGGCUGAGUGCACAUUGAAAGAAAGCGCGGCCAUCAACCAGAUCCUGGGGCGCAGGUGGCAUGCACUGUCCAGAGAAGAGCAAGCGAAGUACUACGAGCUGGCCCGGAAGGAACGACAGCUUCACAUGCAGCUCUACCCCGGCUGGUCUGCUCGGGAUAACUAUGGGAAGAAGAAGAAGAGGAAAAGGGACAAGCAGCCAGGCGAGACCAAUGAACACAGCGAAUGUUUCCUAAAUCCUUGCCUUUCACUUCCUCCGAUUACAGACCUGAGCGCUCCUAAGAAAUGCCGAGCGCGCUUUGGCCUUGAUCAACAGAAUAACUGGUGCGGCCCUUGCAGGAGAAAAAAAAAGUGCGUUCGCUACAUACAAGGUGAAGGCAGCUGCCUCAGCCCACCCUCUUCAGAUGGAAGCUUACUAGACUCGCCUCCCCCCUCCCCACACCUGCUAGGCUCCCCUCCCCAAGACGCCAAGUCACAGACUGAGCAGACCCAGCCGCUCUCACUGUCCCUGAAGCCUGACCCCCUGGCCCACCUGUCCAUGAUGCCGCCACCGCCCGCGCUCCUGCUGGCCGAGGCCACCCACAGCAAGGCCUCCGCCCUCUGUCCCAACGGGGCUCUGGACCUGCCGCCCGCCGCCCUGCAGCCGCCCAUCGCCCCAUCCCCGUCGCUCGCACAGCCGUCAACAUCUUCCUUACAUUCCCACAACUCGCUGGCUGGGACGCAGCCCCAGCCGCUGUCCCUCGUCACCAAGUCUUUAGAAUAGCUUUUAGCUUCGUCAGCCCUGCUUGGUUUGAGUGUGUUGUCCUCGGUUCUCGGUUUGCGCCUCCCCCACCUGGAAGGGUUUUGUUUUGUACUCUUAAUUUUGUGCCACGUGGCUACAUGAGUUGAUGUUUAUCGAGUUCAUUGGUCAAUAUUUGACCCAUUCUUAUUUCAAUUUCUCCUUUUAAAUAUGUAGAUGAGAGAAGAACCUCAUGAUUCUACCAAAAUUUUUAUCAACAGCUGUUUAAAGUCUUUGUAGCGUUUAAAAUAAAAAAUAUAUAUAUAUAUAUACAUAACUGUUAUGUAGUUCUGAUAGCUUAGUUUUAAAAGACUGAUUAAAAAACAAAAAGAAAAAAGAGAGAGAGAAGCAAUUUUGAAGCAGCCCUCCAGAAGGAGUUCUGUAUUAUUUGUAUUAAAUAUGAGCUUGCGAACCAAUCAUUUUACACCUGGUUUUUAAACCGUAAGGGCACGAUGAAUGCAGUGCUGUUACUUUUUUUUUUUUUUUCUGUGUGAAACAACUUUUAUUGUGAUGUUACUUGUUAUUGUUUAAAUGUACAGAAACAAAGGGUUAAAAUGUGUUAAUAUACCUUGUUCCAUGGUGUUGUUUUUUGGGGGGAGGGGGAUCCUACUCAACAAUUAAUGGAAUCACAGCGCUGUUGGACCAGUAGUAUUUAUUGCUUUAGAGAUUGCUUGUUGUACCUGUUCAUUGUCCCCUUUUAAAGUAUGUUUUCCUUUUUCUCAAAACUGUAUAAAGUUUUUUUCCCCUCCCCUUAGCAUAAGCAUCUUAUAUAUAACAACUCAUUUGUAUAAGGUUUUUAAGUUUAUAUAUAGAAACGUGUAUAUAUUUUUUUGUUUCCCUUUUUGACCUCCUUUUUGUUUGUUUGUUUCUCUGUAUGAAACCCAGACGCCACCAAAUGGACAUUGGUAGUUGCAUUAAGG
This is a messenger RNA of Octodon degus (degu), 2558 nucleotides long. RefSeq names its product transcription factor 7 like 2 (gene Tcf7l2). Gene Ontology annotation, cellular component: catenin-TCF7L2 complex; beta-catenin-TCF complex. The transcript is spliced from 13 exons. Gene Ontology annotation, molecular function: DNA-binding transcription factor activity, RNA polymerase II-specific; RNA polymerase II cis-regulatory region sequence-specific DNA binding. Bases 73 to 1623 code for a protein of 516 amino acids. Gene Ontology annotation, biological process: canonical Wnt signaling pathway; regulation of transcription by RNA polymerase II. NCBI's taxonomy places the organism in Eukaryota, Metazoa, Chordata, Mammalia, Rodentia, Octodontidae. The record is from RefSeq and is a predicted model, not a curated record.